Messenger RNA from Tachyglossus aculeatus (Australian echidna), 2457 nucleotides. RefSeq names its product NADPH--cytochrome P450 reductase. Bases 207 to 2237 code for a protein of 676 amino acids. The transcript is spliced from 17 exons. The record is from RefSeq and is a predicted model, not a curated record. Gene Ontology annotation, molecular function: NADPH-hemoprotein reductase activity; FMN binding; flavin adenine dinucleotide binding. Gene Ontology annotation, biological process: response to hormone. Gene Ontology annotation, cellular component: cytosol. NCBI's taxonomy places the organism in Eukaryota, Metazoa, Chordata, Mammalia, Monotremata, Tachyglossidae.
CCCCCCCCGCCUUUCCUUGUCCCGCUCUGCGCCUGCGCCAGCCUGGGGCCCGGGGCCCGCUGUCGCCGUCGCCGAGCGGAGACUGGAAGGUCAUUUAAGGGGUCAGUAAGCGGACGGACCUUACUCGGAAAAAACCCCACCGUCCAACGGUCCGAAACGUUCCUGAACCUGCUCCGUGGAGAGCCUUCCGAGCUUUGCCACGCAGCAUGGGGGACUCCGCCGCGCCCGCCGGGCCCGAGGCCCUGGCCGAGGAAGCGUCGUCGUCGCUGUUCAGCCUGACGGACGUGUUCCUCUUCUCCCUCAUCGUGGGGCUCCUGACCUACUGGCUCUUCUACAACAAGAAGAAGGAGGAGAUCCCGGAGUUCACCAAGAUCAGUGCGGUAACCCCGUCCGCCAAAGAGAACAGCUUUGUGGAGAAGAUGAAGAAAACGGGGCGGAACAUCAUCGUCUUUUACGGGUCCCAGACGGGGACGGCAGAAGAGUUCGCUAAUCGGCUGUCCAAGGAUGCCCACCGCUACGGCAUGCGGGGCAUGGCGGCCGACCCUGAAGAGUACGACUUGGCCGACCUGACCAGACUCUUGGAAAUCGAGAACUCGCUGGCCGUGUUCUGCAUGGCCACCUACGGGGAGGGCGACCCGACGGACAACGCCCAGGACUUCCACGACUGGCUGCAGGAGACGGACGUGGAUCUCACCGGGCUCAAAUUUGCGGUGUUCGGUCUCGGGAACAAGACCUAUGAGCACUUCAACGCCAUGGGCAAGUACGUGGACAAGCGGUUGGAGCAGCUGGGCGCCCACCGGAUCUUCGAGCUGGGCAUGGGUGACGACGAUGGGAACUUGGAGGAAGAUUUUAUCACCUGGCGGGAGCAGUUCUGGCCAGCCGUGUGCGAGCACUUCGGGGUGGAAGCGACCGGGGAGGAGUCCAGCAUCCGCCAGUACGAACUGGUGGUCCACACGGAGGUGAACAAGACCAACGUAUACACGGGCGAGAUGGGCCGGCUGAAGAGCUACCAGAAUCAGAAGCCCCCCUUCGAUGCCAAGAACCCGUUCCUGGCCACGGUCACCACCAACCGGAAGCUCAACCAGGGCGGGGAGCGCCAUCUCAUGCACCUGGAGCUGGACAUCUCCAACUCCAAGAUCAGGUACGAGUCCGGCGACCACGUGGCCGUCUACCCCGCCAACGACUCGGCCGUCGUGGAGCAGAUCGGCGAGAUCCUGGGCGCCGACCUGGACCUGGUCAUCUCCCUGAACAACCUGGACGAGGAGUCCAACAAGAAGCACCCGUUCCCCUGCCCCACGUCGUACCGCACCGCCCUCACAUACUACUUGGACAUCACCAACCCCCCGCGCACCAACGUGCUGUACGAGCUGGCCCAGUACGCCGGCGCGCCCGCCGAGCAGGAGCAGCUGCGCAAGAUGGCCUCGUCCUCCGGCGAGGGCAAGGAGCUGUACCUCCAUUGGGUGGUGGAAGCUCGGAGGAACAUCGUGGCCAUCCUGCAAGACUAUCCGUCCCUGCGUCCCCCCAUCGACCACCUGUGCGAGCUCCUGCCGCGCCUCCAGGCCCGAUACUACUCCAUCGCCUCCUCCUCCAAGGUGCACCCCGGCUCCGUCCACGUCUGCGCCGUGGUCGUGGAGUACCAGGCCAAGUCCGGCCGCCUCAACAAGGGCGUGGCCACCUCCUGGCUGAAGGGCAAGGAGCCCGUGGCCAACGGGCACAAGGCCACGGUGCCCAUGUACGUCCGCAAGUCGCAGUUCCGCCUGCCCUUCAAGCCCAGCACGCCCGUCGUCAUGAUCGGGCCCGGCACCGGCAUCGCCCCCUUCGUCGGCUUCAUCCAGGAGCGGGCCUGGCUCAAGCAGCAGGGCAAAGAGGUGGGCGACACGGUGCUGUACUACGGGUGCCGGCGGGCGGGCGAGGACUACCUGUACCGGGAGGAGCUGGCCCAGUUUCACCGCGACGGGGCCCUCAGCCACCUGCACGUCGCCUUCUCCCGCGACCAGGACCACAAGAUUUACGUGCAGCACCUGAUGAAGGAGAACAAGGCCCACCUGUGGAAACUCAUCCACGAGGACAACGCCCACGUCUACGUCUGCGGGGAUGCCCGCAACAUGGCUCGGGACGUGCAGAACACCUUCUACGAGAUCGUGGCUGAGUUGGGCCACCUCAGCCAGCCCCAGGCCGUGGACUAUGUCAAGAAGCUGAUGACCAAGGGCCGCUACUCUCUAGACGUGUGGAGCUAGGGGUGGGGCCGGGCCUGCCCCCACGCCCCCCUCCACCUAGCUGUAACCAUUAAUCAAUUCGUCUCUGAUUGCCUUCUUGCACUCACACCUGCUCAGCGCGGCGGGGAGGGGGCUACCAGCAGCCCCGGCCCGGUGAACCGGAGGAAUCAUCCCUCUUCUAGACUGUGAGCCCACUGUUGGGUAGGGACUGUCUCUAUAUGUUGCCAACUUGGACUUCCCA